This is a messenger RNA of Drosophila montana, 348 nucleotides long. Its product is annotated as transcriptional activator protein Pur-alpha. The transcript is spliced from 3 exons. Lineage: Eukaryota; Metazoa; Arthropoda; Insecta; Diptera; Drosophilidae. The coding region runs from base 1 to 348 and encodes 115 amino acids. The record is from RefSeq and is a predicted model, not a curated record.
AUGUCCAACUCUCAGGUAACUCCUAAGCCAAAGCCUCCUAAGCCAGGUGAUGGUGGUGGGUCCGGAGGAGAUUGGUCCGGUUCCGGAGGUGGAUCCGGUUCCGGUUCCGGAGGUGGAACCGGUUCUGGAGGUGGCUCUGGCUCAUGUCCCAGGCCAUCCCCGGAGAGCAUAAAAUGCCUGCAAGAAUGGGCGUGUCAGCAAGUCAUACGCCUGGAUCUGCGGUGUCUUCUUAAUCUGAAUGGCAACAAUUUGCUGGGCAAUCUGGUGAGCGUGCCCGGCGUAACCGGCGGAGGUGUUGUUCCCGGCGGAGGAGGUGGCGGAAUUCUGGGCACCCUGCUAAAUGGCUAA